UGCAGCUCCCCAAGCCGGUUACGAACUACCUACGCAUUGUACACGGAGACCAUCGGAAUUCUCGAUCGGACGCAUACUACACCCGUUAUGUUCUCAUCGUCCCGCCUUGGUCCGUUGCCUCCUAUCUUUACUAUAAACGCAGUAGAUAUCUCUGCAUUUAAAAAUACUUUACUGUAUUUGCUGGCAUUAGUACACAUUUCCCUACCCGGGCACAUUUGCUCCCAAAGAACUCUUGAUGAGCUACUCAGUGAAGGUAAUAAACUCUUAGCUGCCCGACAGUUCAAUGAUGCACUUGCUCUCUAUAUCGAAGCAGUUGAACGUCACCCAAAAAGCCAUUUAUUGUAUUACAGCCGUGGAGCAACCUACGUAGCUUUAGGGAAACCACGACUGGCUCUCACCGAUUUCGAUGAAUCACUGAACCUUAAACCAGACUUCAGCCCAGCCAUAGAGCAACGCGGUAAUCUGCACCUGAAAACUGGAAAUUUGGAUAAAGCCAAAGCCGAUUUCUCUGCACUGCAUUCUGUAAAGAAUUCGGUAGCCUCGGAGAAGCUUAUGCAAAUCUCUGCUCUAGAGAAAAAGUUUUCCGAAGCACAGUACCUGUACAAAUCUGGGCAUUAUCGAGAGGUUUUACCUAUCCUAAAUUCAUUGAUUGACGUAAUGUGGCUGAACUCAGAGCUCCUGGAAAUGCGCGGAAAUGCUUUGCUAGAAGUUGGCCAAGUGCAACAGGGCUUUGAUGAUUUACGACGCGGCGUCCACUUAGUGAAUGACAAUCGGGCAGGACUGUUGAGACUAGCACAACUGUUGUACCGGUUUGGUCAUGCCGUUGAAUCCCGCAAAGAAAUUUAUGAAUGUCUUAAAUUAGACCCGGAUGACAGUGGCUGUUUGAAACAUUACAAGGUCGUGAACAAACUAUCGAAAUCGAUAACUAAUGCUCAAGAAGCGUUUCAGAAUCAACUUUAUGAUAGUUGCAUUUCACAUGCGAAGGAUAUUCUCCGUCUGGAACCGUCAAAUCAGGACUACCAAAGUCAGGCCAAAGUGCUCCUCUGCAGUUGCCUUGCCAGAUCUCAUAGCGAGGGUGGCGUUUCCUAUUGCGAAGAAGUGACACAGCAAUUCCCGCACAACGUUGAAUUACAAUGUGAUCUCGCAGAGGCUUAUAUCAAUGCGGAAAAAUAUGAUGACGCUAUUGGCGUUUGCGACAAAAUACUGCAUGAAGAUCGUAAUAAUCAACGAGCGGACGAUUUACGCAAGAAGGCUAGGAAAUUGAAAGAGCAAAGUUUGCGUGUAAACUAUUACGAAGUUCUCGGUGUCCCUCGGAAAGCGACGAAGCAACAAAUUCGCAUCAGGGCGCAGACAAGGUAGAAGCUGAAAAGAAGUUUACUCUUAUAACGACAGCGAGAGACGUCUUACUUGAUGACAAAUUGCGAGAAAUAUACGACAACGGUGGUGACCCACUAAACCCACAGCAACAACAGCAACCAUUUAACCAUCCAUUUAGCCAAUUCGGCGGCUUCUCCUUCGCCAACAUGAAUCCGUUUGGCAAUGGCCACUUCGAAUUCCAUUUUCAAUGAAGUGUCUACGGUUCCGUUCACUUCAGUUGCUGCUGUCUUUCCAGUACGCACCCAAGCCUCAGACUCCGUCCCUUCUGCGCACAUGUCCGUUGUGAAUAGUCCGUUUUCUAUUGGCCUAUGUUGAGGGCUCAUCGGAUCCCCAUUGUAUCAGUCAGUUGACCCAUAUGCGUUGCACAGCUGCCCUCUAUUUUUUCUUGCUUUGUUUUCAAUACAUCGUUUGCUGAACUACUUUACUUUGUUACAGCUACCCCCUACUCUUUUGUUCAUUUCGGUGGCCCAUUUUCAGUUAACAGCGGUUGCGGCAGGUUUUUCCUUUUUCCACCAGUAAUUGUUUGAUUUUCGUGCAUUGAAAAUGGGUUACGACACAGGACCAUUUCAUCAUAUUGGAUAUGGUCUAACGCAUUGCUUUAUGACUAAUGAAUCAUCUUCCCGCAUUCAUCCAAACGGUGAGCCUCUCAUCAGUCAGGAUUCACGGCCGUACUCACUUCUAGAUACCUUGCCCACGUUGCUUUGAACAACAACUUUCUGAUUAAGUGUCCAUCCCUUUGCCUAUCAAGUCAUUGUCCGGGCUCGUUCUUGUCACUGGGACCUGUGAAAUUUUAAACUGUUUUUACUUUGUCUUCACGUACGACCCAACGGUGCAGACUUGGUGCAUCUUUUACUCCAACCCUUACUUGUGUACUGGGUACAGAACCUUCCUCUUAUUGGAGCCCAUACGACUGAUGGCUUGAUAGAGUAUACCAUCGAAAGAAGAAGUUUCAACAAAAAAGGUGUGCGCAGUGGUUGCGCGAGCUGUUCUACUUUUGUCGAUAGCUGUCUCCUUGGUUUCGAUAACGCACUGUCCCACACGAAUCUGGAACGCGUAUUCCAAGGGGAACCGUACCAUUCGGACAGCCUUCUGCACCUUGCUCCUUAUUCUCCAUCACUGAACCCAAUUGAUGGCAUUUGGAGCAUCAUAAAUAUAUAUGUGAAGCAAGCUAUGAGACAGAGAUAUUCCGAGAUACUCAGGGUGAUUCUGAGGGUGUAUUCUGCAAGACCGAGUGGGGAAUGCGUUUUAUGGAGCGAAUUGUGUUAGAGGCACGAGCCUGUAUCACGUCUCGG
Molecule: messenger RNA, 2669 nt
Organism: Dicrocoelium dendriticum
Lineage: Eukaryota; Metazoa; Platyhelminthes; Trematoda; Plagiorchiida; Dicrocoeliidae
Source: the annotation of a GenBank genome assembly